CGCAGCAGCUGUCACGGUGGUUGUUUGCAGCGUCGGUGCAGCAGCAGCAGCAGCAUCAUCAUCAGGGGUUCAGCAUCAGGGGAUUCAGAUCCUGGUCCGACAGCAGUCUCAUCUCUCCGACACCGAGGACAGACCGUGAGUGAGCCCGCACUGAGGAGCGCACAGGGCGGCCACGAGCACGGCGGUUCUCCACCGACGACCUCCAGCGGAUCGAGAUGCUGCGGAGCACUGCAGCAGACAUGCCGGGCCUGAUCCACAUCGCACUCAUCGCUCUUCUGUCCGGCUGCGACGCCUUCAGACUGGGCUCCUCCCAGCGCGUCAUACCGCUCGCUCCACCAGGGGGCCGUCUGCUCCGGGACGAAAGCCCAGCCGCGCCUCACCUCGCACGGGAACUGGUCCGAGCCAAGCGCCACUCGCUCCAGGAGCUGGUGCGAGCGCAGCCCCACUUGGUUCACGACAUGGGCUGGCCCGAGAUCCACGAGGUGUCCCGAUCCCAGACGCAGCUGGACGCUAACUCGUCUCAGUCCGACCCGCCGCCAAUCUCCGCCGGUCUGGAUGUGGCCGGCAGGACCCCGGGUGCCGUGGGCGAAAACCUGGAUUUGGAGGACGAGAUGGAGCGCAUGGUUCACUUGGCGGCGCCCCGGCACGCGGACAGUUACGGGGGUCGCGCGGACGCCACCGACCCGGAGGCGGAGCUCUUCGGUGGGCCGGGAGCCGGCGACGCCUCCCAGGAGGCGUCGGGCGUCUACGGUACGGACGCGGAGGACAGAGACAGAGGGGAUGACGGAGGAGGGGAGGACAGAGAGAGAAGGAGAGGAGGAGGAGGAGAGGACGAGUGGGAGAGAGACAUCACGGAGGACAGAGAGAAGAGAGGGGGGGACGCUUCAGAGACGAGUCGCCUAACGCCUGAUCUGGAUGCUCUGAUUGGCUACAGUCCGUCCUUCCUCCCCUCCAGCUCCAUGCAGCCCAUCAUCUCCUCCUCCUCCCCCGCCGAGGUGCAUGAUUCUGGGCUGCAGGAGCAUCGCGCUGCCCCGAUCCUGGAGAUCGGUCCUCCAGAGAGAAGGCUGUGGGAGGCCGAGGGCGAGGAGGACGUGCAGUCCAGCGGAUACGGAGUCCGUCGCUCCUCCAGCACCACAACGGGUUCUACGUCUGCGUCUGCUGCCACUUCUCCUUCUCCUUCUUCUUCUUCUUCUACUUCCACUUCCACUGCUGCUGGUGGAGUCGCCGUGGGAACCGACAGCCCCGAGACGGACACUGGCACCGACUUUGGGCUGCUGGGAAGUUUCACAAAAGAUGAGACGGAGGAUGAGGAGACGGAGAGGGAGGAGGAGGAAGAGGAGGAGCACGCGGGCCUGUUCGUCCCCGAUCCCACCGCGCCGGAGGUCGGCCUGGCGCCGAGCAGGGGGCCGCUGCAGCCCAGCGUGGAGGAGGAGGAGGAGCAGGGAGAGCGCGAGGCGAAAGGAGUCGCAGAGGUGGAGCGAGGGGGCACGCGAGUCCGACCCGUCGUCCCGCUCACCACAGAUCCCUCCCCGACGGGCGCGUCGUGGGACCGGUCAGAGAAGACCACGCCCCCGCAGGCCCUGCAGAGGUCGGGGGUCAAGGGCGGCGGGAGUAUCGCCCCCACUGAAAAGACGGCGCAGCAGGUAGUGUGUAUCAACUGGAAAGACCUGGUCGGGCGAGGGUACGUCGUCCUCAACAUGACGCACAACUUGAACUGCGAGGAGUUUCGUGCCGACCAGGGCGUCCGGCUGCUGAAGAUCAUCGAGCGAGUGUUUGCCCGCAGGAUGAACAGCCCCGAGGGCUCGUGGAUGCUGUUCCUCAGCAAACCGACACACCAGCAACACCAGCUGCUCAUGAAUGUGGCGUCCUAUCGCGGUGUGAUAGCUACCAACGAUGUGCUGGGCAUGUUGGGCGAGAUCAGGAAGAGUCUGGAGAAGGUGGGCAUCCAGAACUACAGCGCGUCCAGCCGCUGUCAGUCUCGGCCCAGUCAGACGCGCAGCGACUACGGCAAGCUGUUCGUGGUCCUGGUGAUCAUCGGCUCCGUCUGCAUGGUCAUCAUCACGUCCGGCUUCGUCUACAUCUGCUGGCAGAGGCGACUGCCGGCGACCAAGACGACGUUUCGCUCCGAGGAGCUUCACUUCGUGGAGAACGGUUGCCACGACAACCCCAUGCUGGACGUGACCAACGAGCGGCCGCCCGAGAUGCAGGAGAAGAAGCCGAGCACCAACGGGCUGGCGGCAGGCGCCGAGCGAAGCGGCGAGGACGGCAGCCGCUGGCAGGUGUUUGUCAAUCAAGGAGCGACUGAGGAGGAGGAAGAGGAGCAGGACACGCAUCUCUGAUGGAUGAGGAGGAAGAGGAGGAUACGGGAAUGGUUGUAACCUGCCGAGGAUGUUCACCCCUGUACAACAAGUCGUGUUCAAUAUACCUGCGUGCUGUUGCGAGCAUAACUUUUAUUUUAUUCAACAAAAAUAAGUGUUUGAUUGGUUGCUCUGCGCUGCCGGCUCAAUCUUGAGGCGAUGACAUACUGUAUGUGGGCAAAGUUCAGAGGCCAAAAGGUGUCGCCCGUGGUUUAGCUGAUCUCUUUCUCGUCGUUAACAAUACUGUACAUGGCUUCGCUAUUAAACCAGCGCUGAUGCAAAUGAAUUUCGACCGCUAAAGCAAGAUUUAUAGAGCAUUCAGGAGCGAGCGGGGACUGAGGAUCAUCCAUCCUGAAUACUGUACCUUCAAUGACUUCGCCUCACAGUGUAUAUGAUCUGUUUCCGAGAGCACAAGAGAGACAGGCCGGACGCCGUCCCCUCGUCCUGUACACCUCGAGGCAGAACUUACAGUAAACGAGCAUGAAGCUUUUACGACACUGCAGCGAGCGUCAAUGUGACGAAAAACAGGCAGCUUGCAGUUUCUUUCCUUUUUUUAAAGUCGCCGAAAAAUGCCAGAAGAGCAGCGUUCUGCAAGAUGUGUGAGAUGUUGUCGCUCUUUGUUGCUUAUAAAAUCAACUAAACACUGAGCAGCUCCUUAAAAGGAAUCAGUUUAAAACCGAUGUUCUUCUGUUCAGAGUCGGAGGGAAUGAAGUCAACGGACAUUCAGCUGUGAGUUUGUAUGAAGAAAAUCAUUUUAAUUUUCUUAUAGUGAGAUUUGCAACCAUGCUUUCGUCCAACAUUUUGUCACAAUUUUUUUUAGAUAUUAACUCAUCCAGUUUAUUUUAUUUCUGUUAAUUUAUUCUACAGAUAUUUUUUUUUCUUACGUUCAUUGAUAUGCAUUUUGAUCACACGUUGUCUCACUCUUAGGGUCGUCAGUGUAAUAAGUUAAAUGUGAUAAAAAUAAAGUUUGGAGAAAAUGUGA
This is a messenger RNA of Scophthalmus maximus (turbot), 3339 nucleotides long. RefSeq names its product podocalyxin-like 2 (gene podxl2). The transcript is spliced from 14 exons. Lineage: Eukaryota; Metazoa; Chordata; Actinopteri; Pleuronectiformes; Scophthalmidae. The record is from RefSeq and is a predicted model, not a curated record. The coding region runs from base 216 to 2339 and encodes 707 amino acids.